AUGCAUCACCGACAGCGGCUCUCGCUCCACAUUCCCGGCUCCCCGCCCGGCGCCUUGCCGGAAGCGACUUACACGCCCUCGAGCGACCGACGGCGCUCGCUCAUCAGCCUGCCCGACAGCCUCAGUCGCAGGCCCCUCGACAACACCAAUCACAGCCCCCGGAAGCCGUCCCGGACCAAGCUCCAGAGAUUCUGGCCCGGCGCCAGGAGCCCGACCGCGCACGGCCCGGCCAAGGACCACACCGCGACGCACGACCUGUCGACGCUCAUCCUGCUGGCCGGCGAGCAGAUGGGCAUGCUGGCGGAUCCUCGCCGGAAAACAGCAUCGUGGCCGCCCGCCCCGCCCCGACCAGACGACCCCAUUCUUCAGCGCGAUCUGGAAAGGACGCUGCCUGCGAGCGCAACGGCCCUCGCGCAACGGGGCAGCAGCCGCAGCAUCCAGCGGAAACCGCUGCCGGCGAAUGCCGUGCCGCGGCGUGUGCCCGCACCGUGUCGUGCACCGCCGCCGCCGCCGAUUCCCGAGCUGUUCGCCGUCGACUACCGGUCCGAGGACGUGGCGCAUUCACCACCCAUGACGCCGGCGUUUGCGUCGACAGUGCGACGCCGCGCCAAGACGCCCGUACACCGCAUCGGUCAGCUGGAGGCGGCGGCGGCGGCGCGGAAGACGGGCACGCACCACCGCGGCAACAUGGAGGGCAUCAACCGCAUGUCGAGUGUGAGCACCAUUGCGCGCGAAUACCGGGCGCUGGCGGUGUACGAGGACACGGAUGUGCCCGACGUGCCCAGGACCGACCCUUUGCAUCUGCGGCGGCAGGACAGUGCCGAGCUGCCGACCGCGCACAACGCCGAGGCCCUUCUGCUCGGCGCCUCCUACCGCGGCCACUACCGCACGUCGUCGUCCCCGUCCGCCGACGGCACGCUGCUGGGCUCGGACGGCAGCAGCUGCCCGUCCCUGACACGCGCGAGCUCGCCACCCGCCGAUGACGACGACGACGACGACGGCGAGCCGCCGGCGCCGGCGUCGCUGCGCUUCCAAAUCGGCCUCGAGCUGCUGACCAGGGAGCUGUCGACGGCGUUUGCCGACCAGUCCGGCCACCAGCGCAAGACGGGCAGCGCUUCCGCCGGACUGCAGAUUUGGGUCAUGAUUGAGGCGUACGAGAGACUCCGCGAGCAGCUCGUGCUCACAGAGGACAACAGGCAGGCACGAGAGGCGAUUGAGUCUUGGAUUUGCGCGCUGCGCGCUCUUCACGGCACUGUGGCGAGUGAGGUGGCAGCGGACGAGAGUGACUACGAGAAUGAAUAA
This is a messenger RNA of Cordyceps militaris CM01, 1302 nucleotides long. RefSeq lists its product as uncharacterized. The record is from RefSeq and is a predicted model, not a curated record. NCBI's taxonomy places the organism in Eukaryota, Fungi, Ascomycota, Sordariomycetes, Hypocreales, Cordycipitaceae. The transcript has a single exon. Bases 1 to 1302 code for a protein of 433 amino acids.